Priapulus caudatus is the source of this 540-nucleotide messenger RNA. RefSeq lists its product as uncharacterized. The transcript has a single exon. Lineage: Eukaryota; Metazoa; Priapulida; Priapulimorpha; Priapulimorphida; Priapulidae. The record is from RefSeq and is a predicted model, not a curated record. The coding region runs from base 1 to 540 and encodes 179 amino acids.
AUGGCUAUCUUGAGAUAUGUUCAACAACAAGCAUUUGCUGGGGAAAUAAGCACUCUCGAGAGAGGGCGUGGUGUGAAACUCAGCAGUCACAUCAAGAAGUUGGAUCCUGUCUUAGAGAAUGGGAUGCUGCGAGUAGGUGGACGGUUGAACAAGGCCAACAUGCCCGCAGAGAGAAGAAAUCCAAUCAUCCUGCCCAAAAACAGCCAUGUUUCAGAUAUAUUGUUGAGACAGAUACACGCCGACUUGAACCACAGUGGGAGAAACCACAUGUUAGCUCAUUUGAGAGAGAAAUACUGGUUGAUAAAUGCACCAUCAGCUGUCAGAAGGGUGAUUUCUAAGUGUGUUGGCUGCCGCCGACAAAGAGGACCAGUUGGUGAACAGAAGAUGGCCGACUUACCCCAAGACCGUGUCGUUCCUGAUGAACCUCCAUUUUCAAGAGUCGGCGUGGACUACUUCGGGCCUUUUGAAGUGAAAAUAAUCGCACAAUGUACAUUAUCAACACAACUCAUGAUCAUACUUCAACCAAAAACACACAAGUAG